Messenger RNA from Abrus precatorius (Indian licorice), 879 nucleotides. RefSeq lists its product as uncharacterized. Bases 1 to 879 code for a protein of 292 amino acids. The record is from RefSeq and is a predicted model, not a curated record. NCBI's taxonomy places the organism in Eukaryota, Viridiplantae, Streptophyta, Magnoliopsida, Fabales, Fabaceae. The transcript has a single exon.
AUGCCUUUGUGUACCAACUUCAUGAAGGACUUGCUUUCAAAGAAGAGAAAAUUGAAGGAGGAUGCUACAAUGACUCUUACUGAGGAAUAUAGUGCCAUAUUGCAGCAAAAGUUGCCUCCUAAGUUGAAAGAUCUGAGUAGCUUCACAAUCCCCUGCACUAUAGGGAAUGUGACCAUUGGUAAGACUUUAUAUGACUUGGGGGCCAACAUCAGCUUAAUGCCACUUUCUAUCUUGAAGAAAUUGGGAGUUGGUGAAGUUAAAAAUACAAGAAUGGCUCUCCAACUAGUUGAUAGAUCCAUCAAGUACUCGUAUGUUAUAAUGGAGGAUGUGUUGGUGAAGGUGGACAAGUUAAUUUUUUCAGCAGAUUUUGUUAUCCUGGAUAUGGAUGAAGAUUUUGAAGUGCUUGUGAUCCUUGGAAGACCUUUUCUAGCCACUAGAAGAACACUAAUUGAUGUGCAACAAGGGCAAUUAAUUUUGUGCCUACAUGAUGAGAAAGUUACAUUCAAGGUAUUUGAGGCAAUGCAGCACUCGGAUGACAAGGAUACUUGCUUUAGAAUUGAUACAGUGGAUUCACUUAUUGCAGCAACAACUUUGAAGCAGAACACUUCUGUCGAUCCAUUUGAGAAGGUGGUAGCCAAUGCAAUUAUGAAAAUUGAUGAGGAGAGUGAUGAAGAAAUGCAAGAGUGCAUGCAACAGCUUGAGGCUCAACCAAUUUGGCAGAAAAGUUCACUAAGAGAAUCAUUAGAAGGAGGAAGAGUGGAAGAAUCACGAAGGCUUGAGUUGAAACCUCUUCCCUCACACUUAAAAUAUGCUUUUGUGGGGGAGAAGGAAACACUUCCUACGAUAAGAAACAAUACCUUAUCACAGUUAGAUGAAUAG